Molecule: messenger RNA, 2526 nt
Organism: Mycetomoellerius zeteki
Lineage: Eukaryota; Metazoa; Arthropoda; Insecta; Hymenoptera; Formicidae
Product: TOM1-like protein 2
Exons: 9
Coding region: 263-1813 (516 amino acids)
Biological process (GO): signal transduction
Cellular component (GO): endosome; membrane
Molecular function (GO): phosphatidylinositol binding; clathrin binding; ubiquitin binding
Source: RefSeq, a predicted model, not a curated record
UUGCGAUUGUUUGCGAUUCGAUGUCUGCCUUGAUCGCUUCUGGUCGCCUCGCGGUCCGCCUUUACUAUUGCAUAGGUCAUAUGAUUCUGUCAAUCGGUUAGAUCGGUCUUACGCGAAAUUGACAAGUUGUCAGUGUGCACCAAUUGUCAUUCCUGUCAGCGAUUAUCGGGCACGUUUCACGUAUACGUAAUACGUAUGCGAGUGAGUGUGAACGGUAGAAAACGCGGCAGUUAACGACGCAGGUUCUUCGUGCUCCGAGAAAAUGUCACUUUUUGGAGUAAGCAAUCCCUUUUCUACGCAAGUAGGACAAAAGAUCGAGUCUGCUACAGAUGGUAGCUUACCCAGUGAGAAUUGGACGCUUAAUAUGGAGAUAUGUGAUAUUAUAAAUGAAACCGAGGAUGGGCCAAAAGAUGCUAUUAAAGCUAUAAAACGCAGACUUAAUCAGGCAGCGGGCAAAAAUUACACCAUAGUCAUGUAUACGCUUACCGUAUUGGAAACGUGUGUGAAAAAUUGUGGGAAACGUUUUCAUGCUCUUGCUUGUUCGAGAGAGUUUGUGCAAGAUUUAUUUAAAUUAAUCGGUCCCAAAAAUGAACCACCGACAGCAGUUCAAGAGAAAGUUUUAAGUUUAAUCCAAACUUGGGCAGAUACAUUCCGUCAUCAGCCGCACACUCAAGGUGUUGUGCAAGUUUAUCAAGAAUUAAAGAUGAAGGGCAUACAGUUUCCAAUGACUGAUCUAGAUGCUAUGGCACCAAUCAUCACUCCAGAAAGAAGUGUACCUGAAACAGAGCAAAUUCCGGCAACUCUGGCUACAAAUGAGCAACCCGCGUCUUUGGGAACGCAACAUUUACCUUCUCAAACAUCACAGUCUGGCCAAUUAACUCAAUUGAGCGAACAACAAUUGGCCAAAUUACAAAGUGAACUCGAUGUUGUUCAAGGAAAUAUGCGUGUGUUAUCGGAAAUGUUGGCGCACUUUACAAGUCCAGAUCAAAGUUGCAAGCAACAACCAGAUUCUGCGGAUCUUGAGUUAUUGAACGAACUUCAUUCGACGUGUAAAGCAAUGCAAGAACGUGUUGUCGAUUUAAUUGGUAAAUUGGCCCAUGAUGAAAUGACAGCAGAACUAUUACGCAUUAAUGAUGAAUUAAAUAAUCUCUUUCUUCGUUAUACGCGUUAUACGAAGAAUAAAAUGCAAGUACCGGCGAGCACUAUAUUAGCCCAGACAAUUGCACAACCACCGAUUGCUGAAUCGAUUCAAACUCUUACUAAACGAGAAGCGGAAUCACUUAUAGAUUUAUCUGAUGAUGUGGAUAAUUUAACAAAACAAAUGAAUGAACUCGAUGCGGCUGAAGGUGGAGACAAAAACGCAAAACAAAAGGAGAAAAAAGAAGGGGAUAGUGAUGAAUUUGAUAUGUUUGCACAAUCGCGUAAUGCAACGUACGAAACAACAAAAAAUAGUGGCAGCAAGUACGAAGAUAAUUUGGAGCAGGUGAGAGGAGGGAGUUUAAGUACGGCAAUUCUCAACCGCAAUAAUCCUAAAUUACCUCAACAGACUACUACUAGUGCUAGUCCGAACCUGGAAUCUGAAUUCAAUGAAAUGGCAGCCUGGUUAGAUCGCACACCUGGAGGACAAGGUGAUCAAGAAUCCCUAACAUCAUCGGAAUUUGAGCGCUUCUUAGCAGAACGUGCAGCCGCGGCUGAAGCUUUACCAACGCUCCCUACAGCCACAACUGCCACCUCGAAUUCUUCGACUACCGGAAAUCAGAACAUUCAGCGCCAAAUUAACAAAGAUCAAGAUAAAUCUUUAUUCGCACUUUAAGUACCUUAAAAUUAUCUGUUGUAAAAUGGGAGGUUAAAUUUACUUGGGACUGCCGUGCUAUUUUAAACGGCACGUAUCUACGAUUUUUCCCUCUGUUUAAAUCACGCUCCCAACAUCGUCGAUAAUUUAAGCUACGGAUUUGUAUUUUUAAGAUAAGGGGCUGAGAAAUAAAAUAGAAAAAUACAGUAGAGUAUACACAUGAAAAAUGCUUGUGCUUGUACGUACUUAAUAAGGUAACUGAUCGUAUGCAAUCAUGUCUGAGAUAUUGUUUCAGUUAUAAAAUUGUGGUCAUACACACACGUAUAAAUGAUAGACAAGUUGCUUUAAAGUUGUUCUCUGAAUCAUUGCAAUUGAUUAUUAUAUGUAAUAAUAGCAUGUUAAGGAUUAGUUUAUAUUUGUACAUAAGCAACAAUGCGUCCAUGGAAAAAAAAUCCAGAUUAUACAAUAUAUCGCAACAGUUUUAUUAUGAUAAAUUUUGUCUCGAAAUGGCGAAUUAAGCGUGAAAUUCGCAAUUAGAUGAAAUUCUCGGAUUGAUGGACGAUAUCUGGACGAGUAUCCAAUUGAAUAAUCAAUCUUAUCUAUAUAUUGAUAAACUAUUUUUCUAUGUUGAAGUAAAUUUUGUCUCAGCUGUUUGACAUUCUAUAUACAGAGAUACAUUUUACAGAUUUAUUAUUAUUUUUACUAUUGUAAUUCUUACUAUUGUAUAGAGACUU